UGCCACCUAUGUCCCGCAAAGCCAGCGACAAUGUGGAGUACACCCUGCGGAGCCUGAGCAACCUGAUGGGGGAGAAGAAGAGAAGGAAGCAGGACGAGGGAGCCGGGGAGAGGAGCCUGAUCGCCGCCGACUCUUCUACCAGCAUUAACAGCCAGGGCACUGGAGGCUCGGGGGCAGCCGGGCCGUCGUCCUCGGGCGGUGAUCUGGAGCGGGCGGCCCGCAGGCAGUUCCAGCAGGAUGUCACCCCGGCUUUUGUAUACGUGGUGUCUGUGUUCUCAGCCCUGGGAGGCUUCCUCUUCGGCUAUGACACCGGGGUGGUGUCCGGGGCCAUGCUGCUGCUCAAGAAGGACAUGAACCUGUCGGCGCUGUGGCAGGAGCUGCUAGUGUCCAGUACGGUCGGGGCGGCGGCGGUGUCGGCUCUGGCAGGCGGGGUGCUGAAUGGAUCGCUGGGGCGCAGACCGUGUAUCCUGCUGGCCAGCCUGCUGUUCAUAGCGGGAGCGGUGCUGCUGGCGGCAUCCCCGGACAAGGAGACCCUGCUCGGGGGGCGUGUGGUGGUGGGACUCGGCAUCGGUAUUGCAUCUAUGACUGUCCCGGUGUAUAUAGCAGAAGCAGCUCCCCCACAUUUGAGAGGAAGACUAGUAACAAUUAACACACUCUUCAUUACGGGUGGCCAGUUCUUUGCAGCUGUUGUUGAUGGCGCUUUUAGCUACCUUCCAAGAGAUGGAUGGAGGUACAUGUUUGGUUUGUCUGCGGUUCCAGCUAUUUUACAGUUUCUUGGGUUUUUGUUUCUACCUGAAAGUCCACGUUGGCUUAUACAAAAAGGACAAACACAGAAGGCCCGAAGAGUUCUAUCCCAGAUUCGGGGAAAUCAAACGAUUGAUGAAGAAUAUGACAGCGUCAAGAAUAGCAUUGAUGAGGAGGAGAAGGAAGCGGGUGCAGGACCGGUCAUCUACAGAAUGUUUAUAUACCCUCCAACACGUCGUGCUCUAUUGGUUGGUUGUGGAUUGCAGAUGUUCCAACAAUUGGCCGGUAUUAACACAGUCAUGUACUACAGUGCAACAAUUCUGCAGAUGUCAGGUGUGGAUAACGACAGACUUGCUAUUUGGCUUUCAGCUAUCACAGCAUUUACAAACUUCAGUUUUACACUUGUUGGUGUUUGGCUUGUAGAGAAAGUUGGUCGCAGAAAACUUACACUUGGAAGUCUUACAGGUACAACAAUGGCCCUUAUUGUCCUUGCUCUGGGCUUUCUGUUAUCUGCUCAAGUCUCACCACCAGUUACCUUCACCCCAACAGACCCCCAAAGUCAAAACUCUAGUUGCACAAAAUAUAGCUUUUGUAAUGGAUGUAUGCUGGACCCCAACUGUGGAUUUUGCUACAAGAUUAAUGGAUCACAUGUUUUCGAUUCAUCAUGUAUCCCAGUUGACCCAAAAAGUACAGAACAUUCUGCAUGGGGCAGAUGUACAAAUGAAUCCAGAUCCAAAUCUGGUUCAUUUUGGGCUUAUAAUUACUGUCCAACAUCAUAUUCCUGGACUGUGCUCAUUGGAUUAAUUCUGUAUUUAGUCUUUUUUGCACCUGGAAUGGGACCGAUGCCAUGGACUGUCAACUCUGAAAUAUACCCCCUGUGGGCAAGAAGCACAGGAAAUGCGUGUUCUUCUGGAGUAAACUGGCUAUUUAAUGUGGCGAUUUCACUCACAUUUUUACAUACAGCGGAGUAUCUUACAUAUUAUGGAGCCUUCUUCUUGUAUGCAGGAUUUGCUUCUCUUGGACUUCUAUUCACUUAUGGAUGCUUACCAGAGACUAAAGGAAAGAAGCUGGAGGAAAUUGAAUCUCUGUUUGAAAAUAGACUUUGUACAUGUGGUGCAUCUGAUACUGAUGAGGGGAGGUAUAUAGAAUAUAUUCGCGUCAAGGGAAGUAAUUAUCAUCUCUCUGACAAUGAUGCCUCUGAUGUGGAAUAAUUUUCCUUGGCAGAUGCAUACUAAUCAUUUAACAGCCGUCUGGAGAAGGACAGCUAUAGGUGACCUCACAGUCCUGCUUCUGGUCUGGUCCUCUGAAGAGCUCAUAAUUACCUUGCCAAUGUUUUGUUUGUUACUGGUU
Molecule: messenger RNA, 2094 nt
Organism: Nanorana parkeri
Lineage: Eukaryota; Metazoa; Chordata; Amphibia; Anura; Dicroglossidae
Gene: SLC2A13
Product: solute carrier family 2 member 13
Exons: 10
Coding region: 9-1955 (648 amino acids)
Biological process (GO): transmembrane transport
Cellular component (GO): membrane
Molecular function (GO): myo-inositol:proton symporter activity
Source: RefSeq, a predicted model, not a curated record